This is a messenger RNA of Octodon degus (degu), 1791 nucleotides long. Its product is annotated as zinc finger protein OZF-like. The record is from RefSeq and is a predicted model, not a curated record. Lineage: Eukaryota; Metazoa; Chordata; Mammalia; Rodentia; Octodontidae.
GUGUCCAUCUGCAAUAAACACUGAUGAGAAAAAAGUGACUAUAAGAAAACUAGAACAAUCCUUCCUUUUCUUACAGACCUUAUUUCUCUUAAGGCAACACCUUUCUGAAAUUUUGAUUUCAAAAGAUAAUUUAGACUUAAUUAUGAGGGAAGCUGUAUAGAAAAGAAUCACCAAUUUUAUUAAUUUGGAAAUCCUCUACCAGACUGUACUCAUUGUGAUAAUAGCCCCUUGUGAGUCAUUGUAGAAAUCCCUUUAUACCCUGUCUGAUAGCAGAGCAUUCUUUACCUGAGAGAAAUCCUACGAAUUUACUGAAUGUGGGUGAACAUUUAUUCACAUGUCUCACUGAAUGGAAGUCAUGCUAAAGAGACACUGUGCUUUUAAGGAAUAAUUGAAAAGCCAUUAGCUAGAUGACAGAUCUCAUUGAAUAGCAGAAAAUUCAUACUGGAAAGAAAUCAGUGAAUAUAGAUAUAGCAUACUCAUUGAAUAUUAGAACUUUAUACUAGAGAGAAAAAUUUGAUUGUGGUACUGGUGGUAAAAUUAUCUCUCAAACUUUGUCCCUCGUUCUGCAUUUGAGAGGUCAUAUACAGAAGUUUUAUAAAUGUAAGAAAUGUGGAAAUAUCUUCAGCCAAAAGUAAAUCCUCAUUCAUCAGAAAAUUUAUACUGGCGAACAGUCUUGUGAAUGUGGAAAAGCUUCCAUUCCAAUGUCACACCUCAGUCAGCAGAGAAAUUAUAGUGGGGGAGCCCCCUUUACCUGUCAGGUAUGUGGGAAAAUCUUCAGCCACAAAUCCAAUCUAACUGAACAUGAGCAUUUUCAUACUAGAGAGAAGCCUUUUGAAUGUAAUGAAUGUGGGAAAGCCUUUAGCCAAAAGCAGUAUGUCAUUAAACAUCAGAACACCCAUACUGGAGAAAAGCUUUUUGAAUGUAAUGAUUGUGGAAAAUCCUUCAGCCAGAAAGAGAACCUCCUUACCCAUCAGAAAAUUCACACUGGAGAGAAACCUUUUGAGUGCAAAGAUUGUGGAAAAGCUUUCAUUCAGAAGUCAAACCUCAUCAGACACCAAAGAACUCACACCGGAGAGAAGCCUUUCAUAUGUAAACAGUGUGGGAAAACCUUUAGUGGCAAAUCAAAUCUUACUGAGCAUGAGAAAAUUCAUACUGGAGAGAAACCCUUUAAAUGUAAUGAAUGUGGAACAACUUUUGGCCAGAAGAAGUACCUCAUAAAGCAUCAAAACAUUCAUACUGGAGAGAAACCCUAUGAAUGUAAUGAAUGUGGAAAAGCCUUUUCUCAACGAACAUCACUUAUUGUAUAUGUGAGGAUUCAUUCAGGUGAUAAACCUUAUGAAUGCAAUGUUUGUGGAAAAGCCUUCUCUCAGAGUUCUUCUCUCACAGUGCAUAUGAAAAGCCAUACAGGUGAGAAGCCCUACAGUUGUAAUGAAUGUGGGAAAGCUUCCUCACAGUUCUCAACUCUAGCCCUGCAUAUGAGAAUACACACAGGUAAGAAGCCUUAUCAAUGUAGUGAAUGUGGAAAAGCUUUCAGCCAGAAGUCACACCACAUUAGACAUCAGAAAAUCCAUACUCAUUAAGACCUGUAAAUAGCUUCAGAAUGGGAAAACACGCACCAGGAAUUUGUAUCUCACAGUGUAACAGAAAUAUUUUGAAGUAGAGCAUCCUGAGUGGGAUGAACUUUUAAACAAAUGUUAAGACUUUAGAGGACACCAAUAGUUCAUACUGAAGAAAAAGACAUUUGUAUGAUAAAGACUGCUCAAACAAACAAAAAAACUACAUCAAAAGUAA